CUCCACGUUUCCUUUUCCCCUGGACACUCCUGGACCCCUGAUUGUAUUUCACUCGCUUCCAUCCUCUUCCCAUCCCUUUUUUUUUCAUCUUCGUAUCCUUUAUUCUCCCAUCAAAGCACAAUGUCUACCUGGUUCGACCAACAGAAGAAGUCCUUCGCGGACGUUCCCAUCGGUGCUGACAACGGCAUCUCGACCACCGAGUUCCUCGAAGCCGCCGAGUCUCUCACCACCUUGUUCGAUGUCCUCGGAUCCAAGGCUUUCACCCCCGUCAAGAAUGACCUGACCGGCAACAUCAAAAAAGUCAGGGAGAGGCAGCUGGCUGCCCCCGCUGAGUCUGAGACUCUCCAGGCUCUCGUUGUGAAUGAGCUGAAGACCAAGAAGCACGUCGCCUCUGAGGGCUUGCUCUGGCUGGUGAGAGGUCUUGACUUCACCGCCCAGGCCCUGCGUCACAACCUCGACAACGCCAGCUCUGAGCUCUCCAACUCCUUCCGCGAGGCCUACGGCAACACCCUCAAGCCCCACCACUCCUUUGUGAUCAAGCCCAUCUUCUCCGCCGCCAUGUCGGCUACCCCCUACCGCAAGGACUUCUACGUCAAGCUUGGUGAGGACCAGGGCAAGGUCAACGAGUCCUUGGACCGUGAGGUGGUUGCCCUUGAGAAGAACGUCGCCAUCCUUAAGGCGUUCCAGGAAACCAAGGAGGCCAAGUGGUAGAUAUCAGGAAUAUUUACUUUCAAGUGAGGGAUGUCUGGCAUAUUACUGAGCGCAGUUUUAAAGAUGUAUAUAUUUCUCUGAGAGUCUGAGACUACUUGCAUGGUAAUUAGAUUUUUGAAUUGCGCAACACUCG
This is a messenger RNA of Aspergillus heteromorphus CBS 117.55, 844 nucleotides long. Its product is annotated as GLTP domain-containing protein. Gene Ontology annotation, cellular component: cytoplasm; cytosol; membrane. The record is from RefSeq and is a predicted model, not a curated record. NCBI's taxonomy places the organism in Eukaryota, Fungi, Ascomycota, Eurotiomycetes, Eurotiales, Aspergillaceae. The transcript has 4 exons. Gene Ontology annotation, biological process: intermembrane lipid transfer; ceramide transport. Gene Ontology annotation, molecular function: ceramide 1-phosphate binding; ceramide 1-phosphate transfer activity. Bases 121 to 711 code for a protein of 196 amino acids.